Acanthosepion pharaonis is the source of this 2814-nucleotide messenger RNA. The record is from the annotation of a GenBank genome assembly. NCBI's taxonomy places the organism in Eukaryota, Metazoa, Mollusca, Cephalopoda, Sepiida, Sepiidae.
AUGCUUAGCUACAAGAAUAUUAUUGCAAAACGCCGUUCGCUCGCUCGCAAAUGUGGCCCAAAGCGAAAAUAUAUUUUGCUUUCUCAUUCAUCCCAUAUCCUAUCUCUCUUUCUUUGUCCUUUUCUCUCUCUCUCUCUCUCUCUCUCUCUUUCUUUAUCCUUUCUCUCUCUUUCUUUAUCCUUUCUCUCUUUCUUUGUCCUUUCUCUCUCUCUUUGUCUUUUCUCUUUCUUUGUCCUUUCUCUCUUUCUUUGUCCUUUCUCUCUCUCUCUCUCUUUUUGUCCUUUCUCUCUUUCUUUGUCCUUUCUCUCUCUCUUUGUCGUUUCUCUCUUUCUUUGUCCUUUCUCUCUCUCUCUUUGUCCUUUCUCUCUUUCUUUGUCCUUUCUCUCUUUUCUUUGUCCUUUCUCUCUCUCUCUUUGUCCUUUCUCUUUCGUUGCCCUUUUCUCUCUCUCUCUCUCUUUGUCCUUUCUUUCUUUGUCCUUUCUCUCUUCUUUGUCCUUUUCUCUCUCUCUCUAUUUUGUCCUUUCUCUCUUUCUUUGUCCUUUCUCUCUCUCUCUUUGUCCUUUUCUCUCUUUCUUUGUCCUUUUCUCUCUCUCUUUGUCCUUUCUCUCUCUCUCUCUCUCUCUCUCUCUCUCUUUGUCCUUUCUCUCUCUCUCUCUCUUUGUCCUUUCUCUCUCUUUCGUUGCCCUUUCACUCUCUCUCUCUCUCUCUUUGUCCUUUCUUUCUUUGUCCUUUCUCUCUUUCUUUGUCCUUUCUCUCUCUCUCUAUUUUUGUCCUUUCUCUCUUUCUUUGUCCUUUCUCUCUCUCUCUUUGUCCUUUCUCUCUUUCUUUGUCCUUUCUCUCUCUCUCUUUGUCCUUUCUCUCUCUCUCUCUCUCUCUCUCUCUCUCUUUGUCCUUUCUCUCUCUCUCUUUGUCCUUUUCUCUCUCUCUCUCCUUGCCCUUUCUCUCUCUCUCUCUCUUUGUCCUUUCUCUCUCUCUCUCUCUUUGUCCUUUCUCUCUCUCUCUCCUUGCCCUUUCUCUCUCUCUCUCUCUUUGUCCUUUCUCUCUCUCUCUCUCUUUGUCCUUUCUCUCUCUCUCUCCUUGCCCUUUCUCUCUCUCUCUCUCUUUGUCCUUUCUCUCUCUCUCUCUCUCUUUGUCUUUUCUCUCUCUCUCUCUCUCCUUGUCCUUUCUCUCUCUCUCUCUCUUUGUCCUUUUCUCUCUCUCUCUCUUUCUCUCUCUCUCUCUCUUUCUCUCUCUCUCUCUUUGUCCUUUCUCUCUCUCUCUCUCUCUCUCUCUCUUUGUCCUUUCUUUGCAUAUCUUAAUCUCACCGUUCCUCCAAACAAUAACUGUUUCAAUUCUUUCAUUCUUUGCAAGAUCCGUCGAAUGGGAACGCCACGUGCAUGUCUUUACAUAAAGUUUCUUUUCCCUCGCAGCCUCCUUCCGGUAUUUCCUUCACUUUUCACUUUCCAUAAUUAUUUCUUUCUCGUCUUUAAAAAAACAAAAAAUUAUUACAUAUUUCACAUAAUUUUUCUUUUCUUUUUUUCUUUUUCCUAUUUUUUCUUUUUCUUUCUUUUCUUCUUUUUUCUUUCUUUCUUAUCUCCUUUUUUCUUUCUUAUUUUUUUCUUCUCUCUUUUUUGUUUUUUCUUUUCUCUUUUUUGUUUUUUCUUUUCUCUUUUUUGUUUUUUCUUCUCUCUUGUCUUUUCUUCUAUCUUUCUUGCUCUUUUUCUUUUCUCUUGCCCUUUUUCUUUUUUCUUCUCUCCUUCUUCUCUUUCUUCUCUUCUCUUUCUUUUCUUCUCUUUUUCUUUUCUCUUUUUCUUUUUUCUUCUCUCUUUCUUCUCUUUCUUCUCUUCUCUUUCUUUUCUUCUCUUUUUCUUUUACUUUUUCUUCUCUCUUCUCUUUUUCUUUUUUCUUCUCCCUUCUUUUUUUUUUUUCUUCUCUCCUUUUCCUCUCUUCUUUCUCAGAUUAAUUUUCUCACAUUUCUACAUAAUUGUUUAUUGCACUCUCUUUUUUCUCCUCUCUUUUUUCCUCUUUCUCUCUUUUUCCUCUUUCUCCUUCUCUCUUUUUUCCUCUUCCUUCUUCCUCUUUUUUCCUCUUUCUCCUUCUCUCUUUUUUCCUCUUUCUCCUUCUCUCUUUUUCCUCUUCCUUCUUCCUCUUUUUUCCUUUUUCUCCUUCUCUCUCUUUUCCUCUUCUUUCUUCUUCUUUUGUCCUCUUUCUCGUAUCUCUUUCUCCUUCUUUCUCCUUCUCUUUCUCCUUCUCUUUCUCUUUUUUCUCGUUCUCUUUCUCCUCUUUCUCUCCUUCUCUUUCUCUUUUUCUUCUCUUUGUCCUUCUCUUUUUCGCAUUCUCUUUCUCUCCUUCUCUUUCUCUUUUUCUCCUUCCCUUUGUCUUUUUCUCCUCCUCUUACUCCUCUUUUCUUCCCCUUUCUUCUUCUUCUUUCUCCCUUUUUCUCCCUCUUCCUUCUUUUUCUUCCUUUAUGACCCUUUUUCUUCUUCUUCUUCUUCUUCUUCUUCUUCUUCUUCUUCUUCUUCUUCUUCUUCUUCUUCUUUUUCAUCGAUCUUUCUUCUUUCGCUUCUCUCAUUGUUUUUCUCCCUUCAUAUUUGCCUUUGUUUCUCUUCUUUUGACUUUAACUUACCUUUGAUUAUCUCCUUACUCUCCCAUCUGCUCUCCUUCCGUGUCUUUAAAAUUCUAUUUCUUAUCCUACUUAUCAGCGUUCUCUUCCGGUUAAUCAUCACUGUCAUCAACAGUAACUCUAUCAGCAACAAUGACGAAGGUGGCGGUAACGUCAAUGGGUUUGUUGCCCUUGCCGCUAAAACAGGUGAACGGGCAAGCGGGUGGGAAUGA